Cervus elaphus (red deer) is the source of this 5927-nucleotide messenger RNA. It is a transcript of the gene SAMD11, whose product is annotated as sterile alpha motif domain containing 11. The transcript has 14 exons. Gene Ontology annotation, molecular function: DNA-binding transcription activator activity, RNA polymerase II-specific; RNA polymerase II cis-regulatory region sequence-specific DNA binding; protein binding. Lineage: Eukaryota; Metazoa; Chordata; Mammalia; Artiodactyla; Cervidae. The record is from RefSeq and is a predicted model, not a curated record. Bases 407 to 2953 code for a protein of 848 amino acids. Gene Ontology annotation, biological process: positive regulation of transcription by RNA polymerase II.
CCUGGGACCCUCGGGCGGGGCGGGGCACGCGGCCGGAGGCUGCACAACUCCUCACUGCCCGGCUCGGCCCCGCGGGCGCAGCAGCGAGCCGGGCGCCGGGCCGCCCCAGGGGGCGCGGGCGCAGGUGGCCCAGCGCCCGGUGGAGCCCCAGGGCCCUGGAGCUGCGGCGCUGGGCAGGUCGAUCGGGGAUCGAUAGAGCUCCGGCAGCACCAUGUCUCGGGCGGCAGAGGCCCUGCCAGCCGGACGGGCAGCGGUCCGAGGUGGCCCGGCUGGGGCGCAGUAGCGGGGAGGGCGGGUGUGCAGCCAGGAGGCUCCUGAGCCCCGGCCCUCGAGACCCAACUCCAGCCCGGGCCGGAACAAGUUGCGCCGGCGGCGGAGGGCCAGGCUGCAGGAACACAGACCCACCAUGCCGGCGGUCAAGAAGGAGCUACCCGGCCGUGAAGACCUCGCUCUGGCUCUGGCCACCUUCCACCCGACCCUGGCAGCGUUGCCACUGCCGCCGCUGCCUGGCUACCUGGCGCCACUGCCCGCCGCGGCCGCCCUGCCCCCGGCCGCCUCGCUACCAGCCGCGACAGCGGGCUACGAGGCGCUGUUGGCCCCGCCGCUCCGUGCCCCUCGCGCCUACCUGAGCCUGCAUGAGGCCGCCCCGCACCUCCACCUGCCCAGAGACCCUCUGGCCCUCGAGCGCUUUUCGGCCACUGCGGCCGCGGCACCGGAUUUCCAGCCGCUGCUGGACAACGGCGAGCCCUGCAUCGAGGUGGAGUGCGGCGCCAAUCGCGCGCUGCUCUACGUGCGCAAACUCUGCCAGGGCAGCAAGGGUCCGUCCAUCCGCCACCGCGGCGAGUGGCUCACACCCAACGAGUUCCAGUUCGUCAGCGGCCGCGAGACGGCCAAGGACUGGAAACGCAGCAUCCGCCACAAAGGGAAAAGUCUGAAGACGCUUAUGUCCAAGGGGAUCCUGCAGGUGCAUCCUCCGAUCUGCGACUGUCCCGGCUGUCGAAUAUCCUCCCCGGUGAACCGGGGGCGGCUGGCAGACAAGAGGACAGUUGCCCUGCCCCCUGCCCAGAUCCUGAAGAAGGAGCUGACCCCCAGCUUCUCAGCCAGUGAUGGCGACAGUGACGGGAGUGGCCCGGCCUGUGGGCAGCGGCUGGGCUUGAAGCAGGAGAACGAGCCGCAUGUCCAUAUCAUGAAGAGAAGAGUCCACACCCACUGGGACGUGAACAUCUCCUUCCGAGAGACGUCCUGCAGCCAGGACAGCGACCUUCCCACCCUCAUAUCCAGCGUGCAUCGCAGCCGCCACCUCGUUAUGCCUGAGCAUCAGAGUCGCUGUGAAUUCCAGAGAGGCAGCGUGGAAAUAGGCCUAGGAGCCGCAGGUGACCUGUUGGGCAAGAGGCUGGGUCGCUCCCCCCACAUCAGCAGUGACUGCCCUUUGGAGAAGAAGGCCCGAAGCAAGUCUCCUCAAGAGACUCUGUUGCUUCCGGAACUAGGGCCCAGCAUGGCCCCUGAGGAUCAUUACCGCCGGCUGGUGUCUGCCCUGAGUGAGGCCAGCACCUUUGAGGACCCUCAGCGUCUCUACCACCUGGGCCUCCCCAGCCAUGAUCUCCUGAGGGUCCGACAGGAGGUGGCCGCAGCAGCCGCGAGGAGCCCCAGUGGCCUGGAGGUCCACCUGCCCUCAUCCACAGCAGGUCAGCGUCGGAAGCAGAGCCUGGCUCAGCACAGAGACGGCACUGGCCCAGCUGGCGCCCCAUCCUUCUCAGAGAGGGAGCUGUCGCAACCGCCCCCCUUGCUGUCGCCCCAGAAUGCCCCACACAUCGCUCUGGGCCCCCACCUCAGGCCCCCCUUUUUGGGGGUGCCCUCGGCCCUGUGCCAGACCCCAGGUUACGGCUUCCUGCCCCCUGCCCAGGCGGAGAUGUUCGCCCGGCAGCAGGAGCUCCUGCGGAAGCAGAAUCUGGCCCGGCUGGAGAUGUCAGCAGAGCUCUUGCGCCAGAAGGAGCUGGAGAGUGCGCACCGGCCACAACUGCUGGCACCCGAGGCCACCCUGCGCCCGCCGGACGGUGCUGAGGAACUGCAGCGGCGCGGGGCCAUGUUGGUGCUGAGACACAGCUCCGCACCGCUGCUGGCCCUGCCUCCCCAGGGUCCCCCGGGUCCCGGGCCCCCUACCCCACCCCGAGAGCCUGCCCGCCGAGCUCCUCGGAAAGGGGGCCCCAGCCCUGCCUCAGGCCGGCCCAGUGAGUCCAAAGAGACAACGGGAGCUGGACUCUGGGCACCAGACGGUUCUGAAGAUGAACCCCCCAAGGACUCAGACGGCGAGGACUCCGAGACGGUGGCUGCUGGAGGCCAGGUCCCCCACCCAGGCCAAGCCCCACCUGGAGGGGCCAGCUCUGAGGGGAAGGGACUUCUCUCAGGGUCCAUGCUGCCCCCUCCACUGCCCCUGGGCUUACCCUACACCGUCAGCCCCUUCUUCCACACAGGCACCAUGGGGGGCCUCUUCGUGGACGGGGAGGAGGCCACAACCCCAGAGGACGUCAGCAAGUGGACAGUGGAUGACGUCUGCAGCUUUGUGGGGGGCCUGUCUGGCUGUGGAGAAUAUGCACCGGUUUUCAGAGAACAGGGGAUUGACGGGGAGACCCUGCCCCUGCUGACAGAAGAACACCUCCUGACCACCAUGGGGCUGAAGCUGGGGCCUGCUCUCAAGAUCCGGGCCCAGGUGGCCAAGCGCCUGGGCCGCGUCUUCUACAUGGCCAGCUUCCCCGUGGCUCUGCCACUGCAGCCACCAACGGUGCGGGCUCCUGAGCGGGAGCUCAGCUCAGGGGAGCAGCCCCUGUCCCCAGCAUUGGCCCCCUCCCCCUAUGGGGGGAUGCAUCCCCCAGCCAGCCGCGCCUCACCCAAGCAAGAGAAUGGAACCAUGGCUCUGCUCCCAGGGCCUGCGGACCCCUCCCAGCCUCUGUGCUGAACUGGUGUCAGACCCAGGCCUUCAGUGCCAGCUGUUCCCAGGCAAAGGCCACUCCCCCCACAGCUUAUCCCCUUUUUGUUUUGGAUGCAAAAACAAUUUUAAACACAUGACAUUCAGUUUCCACAGACUCUGGGGGUGACUGCAGAGCCUGGUGCAUACCCUGGGGGUCGGUACUCUGCAUCCCAGGAGCUGCAAAUAAGCCAGAGACCAAGGAGCCACAGAGGCGCGUGGCACUGGCCCCACCACAUGGCUGCAUCAGCUCGCCACAUCGGGUAGGUGCAUUCCUGCCCGCCACCCUGGGCUGUGGCGGGAAGCGGGCCCUGCGGUGGUUUACGGAUGCAGCUCCAGGAACCGGAUGGCACUUGGUACUUUCUGGUCUUUUAUGUUGUAAAAAUAAAGCCCUGUCCACCAUCUACUGCCCUUUCACCCUGCAGGGGCGCUAACCUCAGGGCCUCUGGGCUCAGCCCCAGUGGAGAAGCAGCAUGCUUGACUGCCUGGGGUGGCAGGAAUACUGCACAGCAGCCCCCGCAAGACUCUAGGUGGGCAGUCCUCAGUCCUCCUCAGAGAGUUGUAGAUCCUGCAGCUCGUCCUCUGGCCCCUGGGCCAGCUGCCACAGCUCCUGGGGGUCCAGCCCCGCCUGUGUGUCUGGGCUUCCAUCUGCAGGGAGAGAGCACAGCUACAUAAAUUCUGCUUUAUCAGGAAGAAGCCAGCCUCAGAGGUUACUCAUCACUAAUUAAUCACAGCACUAAUUAAUUUAUCGCUGCUGCUGUUGCCGGCUGCCAGAGCCAGCCAGGAUGGAGCAGCUGGCCCGAUGUCCCCAGGGAGGGGCGUGGGCCCAGCUUAGAGCCAAUGGCUCUGCCCACCCACAAGAUCCCCCAAGGCAGCCCUGGGCUCCAGACAGAUGGGCUCAAAAACCAUAGCAGCCCUCACUCUAGGAACCACUUACCCUCUGACUUGCUGACUUCCUCCUCCCCGUUGCUACUGCUGCUGUCAUCGUCCUCCUCCUCCACUUUCUGCCAAGCUCCUGGGGACCCAGGCAUCCCUGAAAACCAAGCACAGGCACCCAUGGGAGUGGACCCACGAGCAAAUGCAGAGGUGGCCGCUAAAGCAGCAGGGAGGCUAGGGGCACAGCCUUGUACCACACCUUCCUUUCGGUCUCUUGUUCAACUGGAGAGGACCCGGAACUGCCCCCAAAAUGUUGUGGUGGGAGGGGGUGACACAAGGCUUAGGGGUCCAUGUUACAAUUCCAGGAGGGCCCCCACCUCAAAGCCAGCCACGUGGCAGGAGGGGCAGAGGGGUGAUGACAAGUGCCCUUCCUGUGGUUCCAUGAGGUGGGAAGCCUGCUAGGCGCACCUGCUCCCAUGACCCCAGCACAAGCUGAAGCUCACUCAGGCCAAACCUCUCUUUGUGAAGUCCGGGGCAUCAUCCUGAUCAUCACUAUCCAGAUCGAAGAGGUCCUUGAAUUCUGCCCUGUCCUCAUCCUUCCUGUCCCCCACCUUGCGGCGCUUUACCUCUGGGAAGUUCAAGUCUUCCAGCUGGAAGGACAGGGACCAAGAGCAGUAGGUGAGGGCGGUAGCCCACCUACCACAGCCAGAGCCCAACUCACAUUCCCACUGAUGGCUUUACCAAGACCCAGUCCUGCUCCCUCUUCCCCACCGAACACCCCUCCAAUAGCCUCCAGUCAACCCUCCAAGUGAGGACCCUGCCUGGCCACUUUUGGGCCAAUCGGUCAGCAUCACUGGAUAGGAUUCCUGGACAGUGGCCUCACCAGGCCAGUAAGCAGGCCACUAAGUGCCACUGAAGCUCCAACCUUCCUGUUCCCCCCCAAUUUCAGCCAUUACCCCAGAACAGACAGCAGCCCACACUGACACCAGGGCAUGGCUGCAGACAGCCAUAUCACUUGGCACGAAGCCAUCCCCUCAGGUCACGCCAUCCAUACCCACUGCUCAGGCCCAAACCCAAAGACAGAGCUAGACCUCUUCCAGCCCUCCCUGCAGGUCCACAUGACAAGGUCAGCCCAGAACUCACCCCACAAAAGUCCCAGCCCAUCAGGCCUGAAAAGGGGCAGCAGAUGCUCUGCCCCAGCACAGCCCUGGGGCCUUUCCUCCUGGGGGUCACAGGAGAAGCCCCCAGACUCUACUUGGGGCUCUGCUCACCAUCUGCUCUGUCAGAGUAGCAGCAGCUGGGGGCAGCACCCACCGACCCCCACUCACAUCCUCCCAGCCAAGCUCAUAUCCCAGAACCCACGCCAUACUCGUUCUUUGCCACUAAUCUCCAGCUGAAUCUCACGGUCCCUCAGCUUUCGCCACUGGCUGUAGUACUUGGUAAGCGGGGUCCCCUCCUCUCGGGUUCGCUUCUCCCAGGCAUCCUGUGCAGAAGUCCAGGGUCAUGUCCCACCCUAGGCAAACUCCCAUAUACCAGCCAUACACUGACUGGUGCCCCCAGGGCCUGGGCUCUGGCCCCCAGCUGACCACUGCACGCUGAUCAGACACGCCGAAGGAGACUCUCUGGCGGGCACUGCGGACGUGCUCUGCGUUCUCCUGCACCUUCUCGAGCAGCUGGCGCACCUGACGGCAGUAGUUGGCCACCUUGCACUCCCGGAGGAAGGAUUUCAGCUGCAGAAGAAGAGGCUCAGCCUAGCUCCAGGCACAAGGCUGUUCUGUACAGUGCAGUGACCGCAGACAGGCAGGGGUGGGGGGUGGGGCGGUGUCAUGGGUUCCUGUGUUUCAGGCCUGGGGGACACUCCUGUGACAGGGGAGCCCUGGUGCACAUGGGUGAGGGGGUGUUGCUGUGUGACCUCUAUAGCCCAGCCCCUGAGGGCCUAUGCAGGGCUGACGGGAGAAUAUGCAUCAAGCCUGGGGACCAGGCAGAGGGGUGGGCAGUGGUGGGGACAGCAUGGAUCUACUCUCUAGGCUACAUCCCACCCACUGCCUGUCUCUGUAAAUAAAGCUGUACUGGCACAUUUGUUCAUGCA